Molecule: messenger RNA, 312 nt
Organism: Serendipita indica DSM 11827
Lineage: Eukaryota; Fungi; Basidiomycota; Agaricomycetes; Sebacinales; Serendipitaceae
Source: the annotation of a GenBank genome assembly
AUGAAGGCCAUAGAGCUCAUGAAACUGCGACGGAAAGCAGAACCGGCCAACCCAAGAGAUGACCCCUCGAGUGUCCCGAUGGACGAACGACUCAUUGUAGAAGUUACUUACAAUACAAUGGGUAUGGCUCUCUGGGUCAAGAAUGAUGUAAUUGCCGGUCGAGCCCUCGACUUGUUCGCAGCAAAGAUGAGAGUUCAUGUCUCACCGCUUCAAUUAAAAGAGAUGAACGGCGACAUCCUCAAGACGGACGAAUUGCUCUCUGCUCAGGUCGAAAACCCGUGUAAACUUACAAUAGAGAGAAGGGCUUCCUGA